Molecule: messenger RNA, 1763 nt
Organism: Xiphophorus hellerii (green swordtail)
Lineage: Eukaryota; Metazoa; Chordata; Actinopteri; Cyprinodontiformes; Poeciliidae
Gene: eif5a
Product: eukaryotic translation initiation factor 5A
Exons: 5
Coding region: 135-605 (156 amino acids)
Biological process (GO): positive regulation of translational termination; positive regulation of translational elongation
Molecular function (GO): translation elongation factor activity; RNA binding; ribosome binding
Source: RefSeq, a predicted model, not a curated record
ACCCUUUCUGCCUGCCCGAACACAUAAACGCCCCCCUUCUCCCCGCUUCCUCCGCGGAUGCUGCAGUCAAGUUGGCCGCGCAUGCGCACUCUCGGUCCUCUUUUUGCUCGGAAGCGCCCCAGACCCAUCGCACCAUGGCAGAUCCCGAUCUUGACUUCACGACUGGUGAGUCUGGCGCCUCCGCCACCUACCCCAUGCAGUGCUCCGCCCUGCGUAAGAACGGGUACGUGGUGCUGAAGGGACGCCCCUGCAAAAUCGUGGAGAUGUCCACCUCCAAGACCGGCAAGCACGGACAUGCCAAGGUUAACCUGGUUGGUAUCGAUAUCUUCACCAACAAGAAGUAUGAAGAUAUGUGCCCCUCCACCCACAACAUGGAUGUUCCCGCCAUCAAGAGGACAGACUAUCAGCUCGUUAACAUCGCUGAAAGCUACAUGUCCUUGAUGAGCGACAACGGUGACAUCAGAGAGGACCUGCGCGUCCCUGAGAGCGACAUCGGCAAGGAAAUUGAAUCGAAGUUCGAGGGGGGUGAAGAAUUCAUGGUCACCGUGAUUUCUGCCAUGGGGGAGGAAUGUGCUGUCGCUACCAAGGUCUUGGCCAGCAAAUAGGGAGAUGGACUUUGCUGCCCAGGCAACAAGCACCACCCACAACCAGUCUCCUGCAUCCUCAUUGGUUCUGUCACCAAAGCGUCGGCCUUCACAGACAACCUCAAAUCAUUCUGUUGUAAUUUCUCUCAUCAAUGAUCUUUUUGCCCCCCUCUCCUUCGCCUCCUCCCCCCACCCUGGUUUCUCUUUUCCGUUGCUGUUGGGAAUGUUCCACUGCAGCUCGCUGCGUGGUCCUCUGCCUGAUGACUGAGUUUUUGUUUGGUAACAAUCUACUUUAUAUAAAAACAACUUAAAAAAAUCCCAAUCAGUUGCUCAUUCCUGCUUAUUUUUGCCUUCAUAGUGUUGGUUUCGCCACUCACAUUCCUGAAUGUUUAAAAGAAACUUUGGGGUUCAGCUUUUGUAUGAUUAUUUUUUUAUAUUCUUUAGAUUAAAUAAAGCGGAUCUGGAGGGGAGGGCUGCUUCCAUCUCCAGGGUGGUUAGCGCUUAACAAGCCCACCCAGCAUGUAAAGAAAAGUUUUCCCACCCCAGUCAGGAACUUCAGCAACUUCCCCCUCGGUGUCUGUUUGUCGUCUGUAGGAGUCUGAGGGCCGCGGCAGUGCGGAGCGCUCGUACUUCUGCUCCAAAUUCUCGAUCCGAUGUAACAUCCCCCCUCCCUCCCCCAUUACAAAAAGUGUUAUUCUUUGAUUUCAGAGGCGUGAGUGUGGCGCGGUGUGGGCCUCCACAUGGAGGCGGUUUGCAGUGAGAAGUGUUUCCUUUUGUUUUCUUUUUGAGGGACUUUAUUCGGGUUUGGGAGGGUGGUUCAGUUGCAAACUUUCUGUUCACUCGAGGCCUUUUGUCACCUGACUGAAGAAGGCAAAAUAAAACAAUGAUACAAAUGGACAAAAACUGCAAAACGCUGUCUGCUUUCUGUCUCCUGGCGGGUUUUGUUUUGUGGGCAGAAAAUAAAUGCAUUGCAGUGUCGGAUCAGUUCUGUUUGUGCGAUUUAUAACUUGUGCUUUAAUGCUGCAGACUGUUUCUACAGCGGGAACCUUAGGAAAGUGUUAGCAUCAGUAUCCUAGCCUCUAUAAAACUGCUCAUGAUGCUGCAGGAAUGUGCAAAUGACUCCAUACAAUAAAUGAGAAAAUCAAUUAAACUUUUCGUAAUUCUGUUCAAAAUGUCAAA